Parnassius apollo (apollo) is the source of this 1110-nucleotide messenger RNA. The record is from the annotation of a GenBank genome assembly. NCBI's taxonomy places the organism in Eukaryota, Metazoa, Arthropoda, Insecta, Lepidoptera, Papilionidae.
AUGCUGGUUACCUAUUUGGAAGCCAGCCGGGACCUUUGCGAGACGGACUCAAUUCUUUUUGGCGCCGCACUGGCAGUCUGCCGUAUUAUAGGCGCCAAACUUUCCACGGCUGGACGCGCUACUGGACAAAGUAGUGCUAUCCCAGCCUGGAGAAUAAGAAUUGAAGAACGUAUCGCAAAGGCUAGGGCCCUCAUCGGCAGACUGAUAUGCUUCAGGUCAGGCAAUACCAGGCCAAGGAUUGUGCGCACCGUCAGGAUAGCGUUUGCUGGGACAAAUGUUAGUUUGUCCCAGCCGGAUAUAAUGCAAAAACUGACGGAGCGCAUAGACGACCUGAAGCAAAGAAUCGCUGCUUGGGGAAAGCGGAUUCGGCGAUAUACCGAGAGGUCGACACAGUUCAACCAGAAUCGUCUCUUCCAGAGUGAUCAGAAGAGGCUCUACAAAUCAUUGGAGCGACCAAUAGUAAGUGGAACGGGCCCAGCACCAAAUCAGGCCGACACGGUCGCAUUCUGGCACAGCCUGUGGUCAGAGCCCGUAAACCACAACGAGGGCCUUUGGACGGAAGUUGUGGCGAGUCAGUGUGUGGGUAUUACGCCCAUGGACCCCGUCAUCAUAAAGCCGGAUGACGUAGCUGAGGCGGUCCGUAGGGCCCCGAACUGGAAAAGUCCGGGGCUUGACGGGCUGCAUCACUACUGGCUGAAGGGGUUCAUGGUGUGUCACGCUGUGCUCGCUCGACAGUUUCAAGAGGCUCUCAACCAGAAGUCGCUCCCAAGCCUCUUCACUACUGGGAUCACUCAUUUGGUUCCUAAAGAUCAGGGUGCCACAGACCCGAGCAAAUACCGCCCCAUCACGAACCAAAUGAGUGAUCCCAGUAGUGAAGAGGCUAGGGAGCGACUUCUGGUUGAGAGCCUCUUGAAACUGACGGGCGAGCACAGCGUGACACACCAUGAACCCCUUCAGCCAGUAGUGAUGCAGUCCGUCGAGUCCCGGACUUUUCCAGUUCGGGGCUCUACGGACCACCUCAGCUACGUCAUCCGGCGUUAUGAUGACGGGGUGACACUGACUCGCCACAACUUCCGUCCAAGGGCCCUCGCUGUGGUUUACGGGCUCUGA